This is a messenger RNA of Penicillium paradoxum, 2244 nucleotides long. Its product is annotated as GMC family oxidoreductase. The coding region runs from base 1 to 2244 and encodes 747 amino acids. The transcript is spliced from 3 exons. The record is from RefSeq and is a predicted model, not a curated record. Lineage: Eukaryota; Fungi; Ascomycota; Eurotiomycetes; Eurotiales; Aspergillaceae. Gene Ontology annotation, molecular function: flavin adenine dinucleotide binding; oxidoreductase activity, acting on CH-OH group of donors.
AUGUACUCAGAAUACACCACCAUCUACACCAGAACCCCCCGGUCUUUCCUCUUCGCUAUUGUUGCGAAUGUCGGCCCCGACGGGACCACCCGCCCCCUGGCCGUGGCCUACCGCCAACACCACGACGAAUACAACACCCAUACGUCAUACCCACGAGUGCGCCAUAUGGUAGCUGAUACCCUCGCACUGAUCGACAACCUCUCUGACCCCGCAAACCGCGCACAACUAGAAGCCGAGACGGGGCUCGCAAACGACUGGUAUCGUCAGUCGUCAGGGGACGAGCUUCCCACACAUGAACGGCCCAGCGUGCCGGACACCGAGCAGCCCCCCUACAUGCCCAUGGUCGACUCCACGGGGCCAGUGAAACAGCAGCCCCCGCUCCCCUGGCGGGAGGACGGAAUUCGCCAGUUCCCAUUCACCGCCACCUGCGUUCUACACGCGUUGCAGCGGGACGAUGCCUCUCGCGAGAGCACCCGCCCCGGCGACAUCCAGUUCCAGCCUCUAUCGACAGUCUUCCGAGCAGACUGUCUCGAGUAUGGCUUGGUUGUUCUCGACAUCUCCGAUCUUGAUCGUGUGACGUACGGCAUUGCCGCGUUUCCUACAUGCUAUAUGGCUACGGUUCCGUGCGAAGACGAGAACAUAGACUGGGAUCCGGUCGAGGACGAGCAGCCAGACCAGGUGGAUCUUGUCCUGGCUAGUCCGCGUCCUCGUGUGUUGUUGUCGAUUGGGCAGUGGGUGCGGAAGUAUUGUGAGUGGUUGUCGGUGGAGGAGGCGCCACGCAUCCUCGAACUGGAGGAGAGGCCGGUGGCUAAUGCGACAACGCUGGAUUGUAAGUUGAUCUCCAUAGGGCUCCUCCCCAAAAGGACAUAUGGAUGGGAGAAGGUGGCACCGGCGUUUGGGCGCGUUGAGGAACGUAUCCCUCGCAAGGAGGCGGGAGAUGUGGGGCUAAUGCCGUAUGUGGAUGCGGUUAUGGAGAGAGUAGGGCUGAGAGCUGGGAAGAGAGGGACACAGAGAUAUGUCCGUAGCGAGGUUUCGGUUGAUGCGCAUGGGGAGAGGAGCUCUGCGCUGACAGCGUGGCUGGAUGCCUCGGUUGCGAGGGAGAGGAAAGAGCGACUGACGAUAUGCACAGGCGUCUCAGCGACUAAGCUCGAGUUUACAGAAGACAGAACGAGGGCGACUGGCGUAUGGAUUAAGUCAGUCAAAGGGGGCGCAGAUGUUUCGGUAAAGGCUCAACGGGAGGUGAUUAUCUGCAGCGGCGUUUUCGGCACGCCACAGCUGUUGAUGCUCAGUGGCAUCGGACCCAAAGACCAUUUGUCUGCUCGCAAUAUUCCUAUGAUCCAUGACCUUCCCGCCGUAGGUGCCCAUUUGGCCACCCAUCUUCUUGUGCCAGUCAUGACAGAGCUCCCUCAAAAGCACACCCUACAUAUUAUUGAGACAGUGGCUAUUCUUUGGCAUCUCUUGCUGUGGUUCCUCUCUGGGACUGGUGUACUCGCUUCUAACGGCCAGUACGGCGCGGCAUUUUUGCACUCUACGACUAUUGAUGAGACAACGAUGGAGAUUCACUCUCCCAAAGAGGAUGAAAAAGAAGUCCCUGACCUCGAGAUUCUGAUAUCUCCGCUUAGCACGCUCAUACAGCACGGUAUCCCUGGUGUACCAUGCAUGACGUGGUACGCGGCCCUUGUGCAGCCUCACUCCACCGGCAGCGUCCAGCUCACCGCUAGCCCCGACCAGGAAAGUCAACUAAACAUUACGCUUCCUCUGCUAGAUGACGCUCGGGACCGUACUCGAUUGCGCAAGGUGGUACGGUUUGCGAUGCGGUUGGCCGAUGAGUUUGCGAGCCCGGAGACCGGGUAUCCUCACCUAGCAUCAUUAGCGAUGGCUCCUGGAAUGGAUUUGGAGUAUCUAGAUUCUGUGUUGGACAAAGACCGAGGCAAGAAAGAGAGGAAAAGGUUGAAGAGGGCUAUUCCACCGCAAAAGGAUGCGUGGAGAACUGUGACCGACGAGGAGAUCGACGAGUAUAUCAAGAGACUGGUGACGGGGAGUUAUGACCCUACCGGUACAUGCCGGAUGAGUCUCACAAGGGAGGUAGGGGUGGUAGGCCAGACCCUGAAGGUACAUGGAGUGUGCAAUUUGCGAGUUGCGGAUGCGAGUGUAUUUCCUCGGCAGGGAGGCGCGUCGAUAUCAGCGUCAGUUUACAUGAUCGGGGAGAGGUGCGCUGAGUUUGUCAUGAAGGAACAUGCAUAA